Penicillium longicatenatum is the source of this 279-nucleotide messenger RNA. RefSeq lists its product as uncharacterized. The record is from RefSeq and is a predicted model, not a curated record. NCBI's taxonomy places the organism in Eukaryota, Fungi, Ascomycota, Eurotiomycetes, Eurotiales, Aspergillaceae. The coding region runs from base 1 to 279 and encodes 92 amino acids. The transcript has a single exon.
AUGACUCGAUUCAUGGGCUGCUGGUACAAGGACAGAGUAGUCUCCGGUAUGAAGGUACUGGAGGAUAUGGCCGAAAAUAUCCUCAACGUCGUCGUCAAUGGCGUAGAUAAAACCGGGCGAGUUUCUGUACCCAAACCGGAGGCGUUCGAUUAUCCCGCUGGGCGCAAAGAAUUUUUUCCCAUUUGGGCCAACCUCUAUGGAUGCGAGGGGGGAAACAAAAUGACUAGAAUGUCAGACAACGCUUCAAUGAAAAGAAAUGGGCACACACUCUGGCCGUAA